AUGGUGUUUCUACUUUCUUGGAUUAUCCUUGGACCUGCAAAGCCCCAUGAAGAUCUGUUGGUCUGCAUAUUGGAGGAAGGAAAGGUUGGGCCUGGAGUUAUGCAUGUCAAUCCGGUGAAAGAAAAAACAUGUCCCUGGACGUGUGAUAGGUUAUCAAACUCACCGGAUAAUCAAGGAAAGAAGAUUCAGUCGUCCAAGCAGGCUAAAGAUCAAUCAACUACGGAUAUGAGGACAGGAAUCAAAAAACGAAAGAGGAGAAAUAAGCAGCAAAAUACUGUUGAACUUGCACCUUCUUUUUGGAACAGGAUCUGUCCACAAGAUGUGGUUGACGCUGGAAUGCAUCUGAAUCCAGCAAAAAAGAAUCAUUCUGCUUGGUUCAGUUUAACUCCUUCCUGUGAUCAAAAGAACACUCUGCAACUUCUAGUGGAACCAUACUUACAGAUAACCAUGGAGGGGAAUCCAGAUGUGUCUAUUCUCAUGAAGUAUAUCGCGUUGCAACUUAAGCAUGUUCACCAACAGGAGGUUGGUAUCUUCUUGAAUGGAAAACUUCUUGCCCCGGAAAUGAAGCUGCUUGACGUGGUGAAGCAGUGGAUAGCUAUUGUUGAUUCAGAGAGGAAAAUAACCAAGAUAGGAAGUUCUGCCGAGAACUUCUGUGUGAAGCUGACUUAUGCUUGAAGAGAAUAGACAAAACUAUGCAUUUAUAAUAAAAUCCGACAAAUGUUUGUUCCUUAAUUAUGCCAUUUAGCCGAUUGACUUUUACAAUUUCUUGGUUAAUGUUGAUGGAAUGAAUUAAUUAGGUGGUUCCAUGGUGAUUAUUAGACUUUUAAAAUUAAUAAUGGUUACAUUGUUUUUGAGUAACCAACUAGCAAUGAUCUUUGAAAAUAACAUACAUCGGAGUUAGGGC
Molecule: messenger RNA, 904 nt
Organism: Lactuca saligna
Lineage: Eukaryota; Viridiplantae; Streptophyta; Magnoliopsida; Asterales; Asteraceae
Source: the annotation of a GenBank genome assembly